AUGACCAUCACUGCCAUCCCCGUCGACGAGAUCGCCUCCACCUUCAAGGAUAACAUCGAUCUUGCUGUCGCUACCCGUGGAGGCAAGGUUCUCACCCUCACCGACGAGUGGUUCGCUGAUUGCGCCAACCUCUUGACCGCCACCGCCCCCAUCUCUGCCCCCGGUCGCUUCGUCCCCACUGGAGCCUGGUACGAUGGCUGGGAGACCCGCCGCCACAACGCCCCCAACUACGACUGGUGCGUUAUCCAGCUCGGCUACCCUGGAAACAUUGCCGGAUUCGAGAUUGAUACCUCCUACUUCACCGGCAACCACUCCCCCUUCGUCUCCGUCGAGGGUUACACUGAGUCCUUCCCUGCCAAGGCUGCUUCCCGCACCCACGAGGAGUGGGCUCAGGUCGCCUGGACCCCUAUCUUGACCAAGGUCGCUCUGAACCCCAGCUCCCGUCACGGCUUCAAGCUCGAGAAGCCCACCGACGAAGCCUAUACCCACGUUCGCUUCUGCAUGUACCCCGAUGGUGGUGUUGCCCGCCUCCGUGUCUACGGAAAUGUCCACCAAGUCCACCCCGAGAACAAGCACGAGAUCUACGACUUGGCCUCUGCUGCUGCUGGAUCGAUCGUCAUCGACUUGUCCGACGCACACUACGGUCACCCCUCCAACAUGCUCCUCCCCGGCCGUGGCCACGAUAUGUCUGACGGCUGGGAGACCAAGCGCUCCCGCUCGCCCGGCCACGUUGACUUUGCCACCAUCAAGUUCGGUCAGCCCGGUCACGUCACCGACAUUGAGGUCGACACUGCUCACUACAUGGGUAACCCCCCCAAGGCUGUCACCAUUGAGGGUUACGAAAUUGGCUCUGAGCAGCCCAUUGUUCUCUUGAGCGAGGCCCCUAUGACGCCUCACCGUCAGCACUUCUUCAAGGUCCCCGUCGAGUUGACCGAGAAGCGCAUUGCCCAGAUCAAGGUUGUCAUGAUCCCCGAUGGUGGUAUCAAGCGUAUCCGUGCCUGGGGUGCUGCUCAGUUGCCCGCUGUCCAGCCCGAGGGCUCCUUGAUGGGUGUCCGUCAGGAGUUGCCUGAUGAGUACACCUGGAACAUCAAGAAGAACUAA
Linnemannia hyalina is the source of this 1101-nucleotide messenger RNA. The record is from the annotation of a GenBank genome assembly. NCBI's taxonomy places the organism in Eukaryota, Fungi, Mortierellomycota, Mortierellomycetes, Mortierellales, Mortierellaceae.